CUUCCACUCAUCACAAGCUCCUCCCACUUUGAACCCGCCAACGUGUUUCCCUCCCCCCACCAACCGACGACGGAGCGAAACUUAAGCCUGUACAUACUUUAUACACGGCUAUAACCUCUGCUAUUCAGAUUCGGGUCAAUCAAUUAUCGUCAAGAUGUCCUUCGGAGGCCAAACGCCGACGAUUAUCGUCCUCAAGGAAGGAACCGAUACUUCCCAGGGCAAGGGACAGAUCAUCUCCAACAUCAAUGCCUGUCUCGCCGUCCAGGCUACAAUCAAGUCCACUCUAGGUCCUUACGGCGGUGACCUUUUGAUGGUUGAUGAGAAUGGCCGACAAACUAUCACCAACGACGGCGCCACCGUGAUGAAGCUUCUCGAUAUCGUCCACCCCGCCGCAAGAAUUCUCGUCGAUAUUGCUCGAUCGCAAGACGCCGAAGUCGGUGAUGGAACCACAUCAGUCGUUGUCCUCGCCGGUGAGAUCCUGAAGGAGGUCAAGGAGCACGUUGAGCAGGGUGUUAGCUCUCAGAUUAUCAUUAAGGGUCUGAGGAGGGCAUCUCAGAUGGCUGUCAACAAGAUCAAGGAGGUUGCUGUUAGCACAAACGAGGGCAACCGCCGUGAUACUCUUAUCAAGCUGGCUUCUACUGCCAUGACAAGCAAGCUGAUCAAGAGAAAUACUACAUUCUUCACCAAGAUGGUUGUCGAUGCUGUCUUGUCCCUUGACCAGGACGACCUCAACGAGAAGCUCAUCGGCAUCAAGAAGAUCCCUGGUGGUUCCCUGACCGACUCACUCUUCGUUAACGGUGUCGCCUUCAAGAAGACCUUUUCCUAUGCCGGUUUCGAACAACAACCAAAAUCUUUCGAGCAACCCAAGAUCGUAUGCCUGAACGUCGAGCUGGAGCUCAAGGCCGAGAAGGACAACGCCGAGGUCCGUGUUGAGCAGGUUUCUGAGUACCAGGCAAUCGUCGAUGCGGAGUGGCAGAUUAUCUACAAGAAGCUUGAGGCAGUCUACAAGACUGGUGCUAAGGUUGUGCUCAGCAAACUGCCCAUUGGUGACCUGGCCACACAAUUCUUCGCUGAUCGAGAUGUCUUCUGUGCUGGUCGUGUGGCUGCUGAUGAUAUGGAGCGUGUUGUCCAGGCUACUGGUGCUGUUGUUCAAUCAACAUGCUCCGAUAUUCUGCCCGAGCAUCUGGGUACCUGCGGCAAGUUCGAGGAGCGCCAGAUCGGUGGUGAGCGUUUCAACUUUUUCGAGGACUGUCCCGAGGCCAAGACUUGCACCCUCGUCCUCCGUGGUGGUGCUGAGCAGUUUAUUGCUGAGGUUGAGCGAUCCCUGCACGAUGCCAUCAUGAUCGUUAAGCGUGCCAUCCGAAACCAUCUCAUUGUCGGUGGCGGCGGUGCUGCCGAGAUGGAAGUUUCAGCAUACCUUCACCAGUUCGCUGAUAAGAACAUCUCCACCAAGCAGCAAGCUAUUAUCAAGUCUUUUGCCAAGGCUCUUGAGAUCAUCCCUCGCCAGCUUUGCGACAACGCUGGUUUCGAUGCCACUGAUAUUCUCAACAAGCUCCGUGUUGCGCACCGAAGGGGUCAGACAUGGGCUGGUGUUGAUUUCCAGAACGAGGGCGUUACUGACAUGAUGGAGCAAUUUGUCUGGGAGCCCGCUCUUGUCAAGAUCAACGCUAUCCAGGCUGCCACCGAGGCCAGCUGCCUCAUCCUUGGAGUCGACGAGACUAUCCGCAACGAGGAGAGUGCUAAGCCUCAGGCUCCUGGUCAGCUGCCGCCGGGUGCUGCGCAGCGUGCUCUGCGGGGCCGUGGACGUGGCAUGCCCCGAAGGUAAAGGGAGAGAAUUAUAAUGAAAGAUGGAGCAUGAUCAAGGGUUAAAAUGGAAAACUUGGCUUAUCCUGAAAACAUAGACUUGAAAAGUGGGAGGAGCAGUAUUUGGCCGAGGGGCUGGAAGAUCUGUAUGAUACCUAGACUUAUCUGACCUCUGAAACUUGAUGACCUCUAUCUACUAUAUGCCAAGAGCUGGUGAAUGUGAGUCGCACUGGAAGAACUGUCCGG
Messenger RNA from Fusarium oxysporum Fo47, 2049 nucleotides. RefSeq names its product chaperonin-containing T-complex subunit CCT7. The coding region runs from base 155 to 1825 and encodes 556 amino acids. Gene Ontology annotation, cellular component: chaperonin-containing T-complex. Gene Ontology annotation, biological process: protein folding. The record is from RefSeq and is a predicted model, not a curated record. Lineage: Eukaryota; Fungi; Ascomycota; Sordariomycetes; Hypocreales; Nectriaceae. The transcript has 4 exons. Gene Ontology annotation, molecular function: ATP-dependent protein folding chaperone; ATP hydrolysis activity; ATP binding.